CUGUAGGUUCUUAAAUGAGCAUUUUAUUUUCUGUGUUCAGAAGUUCUGGGCAGUUUUCUUGUGUUAUGUGGUAUAUGUUCUUUGACUCAUGAUAUUCUUCUGGGAGGCCUGUGAUCCUUGCAUUGUCACUAUGUAUUUUGUCUUUGAGAUUAAUAUAUUUUUCUUGUAUAGAGAAAAUCUUUUCUUUUAAUGGUUUUGCUUUUCUUCUUUUAGAUUGUCCUUCAUUCCUCUACAUUUCCAUUCCCAAUUAGAUCUCUCUCUCUUUUUUUAAUGAGGUUUCCUCUCAUGAUACAAGUUUUUCUAUUCUACCAAAUAUUAUUUUUGCUAUAUAGGUCAUAAAUUCUUCUUUCACAAUAUCAAUGUGUCUUUUAAACCAUUCAUGAGCAUCUUUCUGUGAUUUGGGGAGGUUGUUAGAAUCCAUAGGGCCCUCUGAUUUGUUAGGCAUUGACUGUUUUUUUUUUUUAAUUUUCUAAUAUUUCUUCAUAGGUGACUAAGUUUUCUUAGUUGAUUCAAAAGUCAUGUUCUCUUCUAUUAUUAAUAUCUUCCCUCAUCAUAUAUUUGCUUAUUUUCUUUCUCCUGAGAUCUCUGAUAAUUCCAGUUUUUCCCAAAAAUAUUUCCCUCCUAUUCACUUUCUGACUUCCUCCCUUUUGAUGGCACUUUCCUUGGGGACUAGACUUCAAAGCUAUCUCAACCUUCUAUCCUAGGCAAUUCACAUUUCAUCAGCCUCAAUAUCUUGCCCAAGUGACUUUUGUGGGAAUCAAACUGGUCUUAGCUGGAUAAUGGGUCCUUUCUCUCAGGCUUAGUGAAGGGCCACACAGCUACCCAUGUGUCCUACUCCAGUUCUUUCUGUUCCUCAGCUCUCUGGCUAAGUCCUGGUGCAGUUCAGAGCUCUGCCUCACUGUUAGACCCAGCUUAAUAAGCUUUUGCUUUUUGGUUUUGUUCAGGGAGGAAGAUUUGAGAGUAGAGUUGAGUUUUAUUGCAAGCUUUUGGGUUGGCUUUUAGGUGUCCUGUCCAAGCAUGAGGAGGGGUGUAGGAUGGGGUGUAGAGGGUUAAAGUUUAGGAGUUGGCUAUCUCUGCUGUUAGCUCAUCAGAUUCUUACUUUGUUAGGGUUCUUGGUGUGCCAGAUCUCAAUGGAGUCAUUUGAAAAUGGUUUUAUCUCUUUUGCACAAUUCCUGCUUUGGAAAGGUUUUAGAAUUUGUGAAGAUCAAAGAAAAUAUUUAAUCCUCCAUCUUGAUGUUUGUUUUGUUGAUUCUCAGUCUUGUCCUUUUAUUCAUAGUGCCUAGAUCAAUGCCUAGGGCACACUAGUAGUGUACCAGAAUGCUUCUUGAUUAAUUAAAGAAACAGACUUUUAGCUUGCAGAUGAAAAUACUUUGGAUGUAUAUAUAUGAAAGCAGUGGAACAAAUAUUUGAAGGAUUAUUAUAUGAAAAAGGAAUUAGGUUUGUUCUGUCUUAAUCCAGGGGACAGAACUGGCAGCAAUUGGUGGAAGCUAUUUAGAGGAAAAGUUAAGUUAAUUAUAAGAAGUAAUUUCUAAACAAUUAGAGCUAUUCAAAAGUAGAAUGGUCUUCUCAGAGAGGGAAAGUAUUUUUGUCACUGAAGAUUUUCAAGCAGAGGCUAGACAGUCAUUUGUUGGUGACUAGGUGACCUUGGUGACCUAGGUGACUUUGAAAUCUCCUCCAAUUCUGAGAUUAUAAAACACUGUCCCCAUUUACUCUCCUCCACCAAGUUGUAAGGUAACUAUGCUUCUAUGGGGCACGUCUCAUUUACAAUAUGAAACUUUUCACUGUACUUGAAGAACCUUUUCUAUACAGACAUCCUCAAAUAAUUGCAGUGGUUCAUCAUAUUUCUGAAGCUCACAUCCUUACCAAUAGACUCUAACAACAAAAACACUCCUACUCACUAUAAAUAAAUACUUUUAUAGAUAUCUCCAUUUUCUUUUGCUCUCACACACUCACAAACACACACAGAGAAUUCUGUCUACAAACUGAUGUAAACAGAAUAAAGGAAAUGAUUAAUUUUUUCCAACCUUCACCUUCCAUCUUAGAAUCAAUACUUUGUAUUGUUUCUAAGGCAAGAGUGGUAAGGGUUAGGCAAUGGGAGUUAAGUGACUUGCCCAGGGUCACACAGCUGGGAAGUGUCUGAGGCCAAAUUAAGAUACUUGAGAAUCCAAUGUCGUGCCAGAUUUGAACCAAGGACCUCCCAUCUCUGGGUCUAGCUCUCAAUCCACUAAACCACCCAGCUGCCCCCUAUUAAUAAUUAUUUUAUUCAACUAGAAGUUGAUAAAGUGGACAGAUAUUUUCUAUUUAAAUAUUUAAAAGGAGAUCUGAGAAUAUGUAAUUUAGUCUCCCACUGUUAGCUUAUUUCCAUCCCUUUUCCCUAGACAGAAUCAGUCACUCAUACUUUUUUGACUUGGGUAAAUUAAGACACUUGAGAAUCCAAGGUAGUGCCUUCUGAUGCUUGUAUGAAUAACACCUCUGAUGUGAGGGCUUUCUGAGCUGUUGUCAUGGUUGCUUAUCCACCUUUGGUGUCUACUUGUCACCCAGUUCUCACCUAUGUCUUCAGGGAACUGUAGCAUGGGCAGUGGUCACACCCCAGUAAAAACUGUCUUGGCAGAUGGGCAAAAGCUGGUUGAGGGUGAUCAACAAGUCUCAGAUCUUUCAGUGAGUGAGGGGGAUGUCUACUCCAGGCACAUGAAGACUUCCCCUGGCAAAAUGGGAGAAUGAAAGAAAUUUUUAUGAUGGCCAUGAAGGCAGCUGAAGUGGGUGCUUUGGCGCACUUAGAGCUUGGAUGUACAUCAGAGAUGCUAAGGCCAUCCACUCCAUCCUGGGCCAUCACCAGUUGUCCUGACUUUAGUUUUACCAGCAGACUUUGAUGACUCUGGAAGAGAGAGUGAUGCUGAUGACUUUGUGCAUCUCCAAUUUAUGUGCGAGUCAAGAUAUCAUCCAUGAUGCCACUGGUCCUCCUACAAAAUCAAGAAUGGACAACAACAACGGAGAACUGAACAGAACACUUAUCUUUUACUAUUGGCUCAGAUUCUCAUAUAUUGUGUACACAGGACUGAAAUUGAUUCCCCUUUCCUUCUUAAAAUGUAUAUGUCAUAGCUUAAUACCAGUGAAAACAACAUCUGGCUAAUGAUCACAACUUUAACAAAUGAUCAAAUUCUUGACUUAGGUCUCUGUGAAUACUUGUCUUAUCCAAGCUAACUGCUUAAGAAAAGUCUGCCUGGAUUAAAGACAUCUAUUUAAGGAAAAAAGAUUUGAAUUUUACAAGUAUUAUCUGUUCAGAUUUUGCAUGUCUUGCACUUCACCUCAGGAAACCAAGCUUAUUAAAUAUUUUUAUGUGCAGGUGACUUCCCCCGGCUCCACACAGAACCCUUAAUUAAACAAACAUGAUCAGCUUCACAAAAGAAAGUCUACCCUGAAAUAUAGAUGAACUGUUUGUGUUCUUGGCUUUUUACCCUUACUUCAUGGCUUCUAGGAAAGGAAAAGAAUUGCAUUAAGUUUAGCCCUAAACUUUUACAUGCUGAUUCUAGAAAUUCUUUGUCAAUCUCUUUCUCAUUAGCUGUUCUCUGUGUCAUUCCUAUCAAUUUUGUGGUUUGGGAUGCCACUAGAAGUUGGUAAUCAUCAGCCUUUGCACAGGAAGUCAUUGUCUUUGCAGUCAUUUCCUUUUGCAUAUUUCUUUGGGUAAUCUUAGUGACAACUCUAUGCAAAACAGUGAUGUCGAGUUAGGUUAGUCUUUAGAGCCCUAGCCCCCACUUCUCAUUUCUCACUUUUAUUUUUACAUUUUAGCCUCCAGUGUAGCUCUCCUUGCACUCCUAACUGCUUCCGUGAUACACCCUUCUGAGGUCCUCAUUUUCUGAUAACUUGCUUAGGCUCUGAAUGGAUCCACUUUUGCAUCCUCUACCAAAGAUUCCCCGUCAGGUGUUUCAUUUCCUUAGGGCCCCAGUUCUCAGCAAGCAGAUAAUGGCUUAAAGUGUUACUCCUUCCAGGAGUCUUAACAUUUUAAUAAGCCCAGGCUUGACUUUAAUUUUCAUUGGUGGAAUUCUAGGCACCCUCCUAGUUCUUUGCGGUAGAGGCCAAAAGUUCUUUCCUCAGUUUUCUUCAGAUAAUACCACAGAGUGUAGGCAGAGGAGGCAAUGUAGGCAGACUCAAUCAAGAACACCAUUUAGGGAGGGGUGGAGAAGUGGAGGUGGAGGGAGACAGGGUGAACACUUCUCUAUAUUCCUUUUGAUAAGUGUAACCAUAACCCCCUUAUCCUCCCCCAGAAGUUAACUUGUAUAUCUUUAAUAUGAAAACAUUUUUCUCUCCAGGCUAGGCAGGUAUUCAUUCUGUGAUAGCCUCAGUUGGCUGUAUUUCAGAAAAAAGCAUAAAGCCACAAGUGGACAGUAACAAAGGCCAGGUGUGUAAUUUUCAAACCUUGCCCUAAGGCACAUGAGUGACUUGCCCCAGCUACACAUGUAGGUUAGUAUCUAUUCUUCUGACAACUGAAGUCACCCCUGGGUGGUGUAGACACCUCAUGGGAGCAAGACUGCUGCCAUUUUGGACACAAUAUGGCUCUAAACUUAGAUAAUUUCUACAGUUUGGUUUUUCUUGGUAUUAUGGAAUAGCAUUUCUUUUCUCGAUGGAAAAUGCUUAGAGCUUUGUAUCUUUUAGGUCCAAAAUUUUGUAGAAAAGAUUUGUAAGUGGAACUUCAUUUAUAAGACUAGUGCUGGGGAUGGGGUUUACACCCCCAAAAAGUAAUGUCUUACAGUGGAAAGCACGUUGGACCAGGUAUCAGAGAACUCUGAGAUAGACUUAAAUCCUGGCUCUAUUAUUUACUAACUACACGACCAACUCAGUUUCCUCAUCUGUAAUUGGAUCAGAUGACCAAUGGGUUCAGAGGAGCUACAUUCAAAACAAACCUCUGAUGAUUAUUCCCUGUACCUGUACUAUUUGCUUUUGUGCAAAUCACUCAAUAUCCCUGGGGCUCAGUUUCAUCAUCUGUAAAAGUGGAAUUUGGACUAGAUGUCCCCUGUGGUCCCUUCCAUUUUUAAAGCUGUAUUAUCAACUGCAGUGAUGUGUCAGGUCUUGAAUUUAAGUGUUUGUUAUAGUUUGGGGACUCAUAGUACAAUCCAUGUCACCAUUCUUGGUGAUGCUGCCACUCAUGCUAACUAUGGAAACAAGCAGGUUCCUAAAAGGUUGGGAUGGGAGCAUCCGAAGGGCACCUCCUACACACGGAAUGAGGAGCUAUAUUGUAAAAAGGUUCUUUUGGAGCUGAGCUGGCACACUUUUUUUUGAAAAAGGGCCAACUUAAAAAGAUUUUACUACUUUUAUUUGGCAAGCUCUGUUAAGACUGAAUUAUACUCUUGAUUUAAGUGCAUUUAGAUUCAAUGUCAGUCCAAGUAAAUAUUAUGCCCUUUGUGUUCUAAAAGUAGCUUUCAUGGUGACCUUGAGAUUCAGAUUUCGUUAAGUUUACCAUCUUAUAUUUUCAAAUAUAAUAUGCAUGUAUUUAUGUUUUUAUACAUACACACAUGCCCAGGGACUUGUUGAAUUUUAGGUCUGGAAGGAAUUGCAGUCAUUUUCCAGCUCAAACCUCCUCAUAUUGCAGAUGACAAAGCUAAGAUCCAGAGAAUUUAUAUCAUUUACUCAAUGUCCCAUAGCUAAGUGGUGACAAAUGCUACAAGGACUCAGUUCUCUCUUGACUCUCUUGACUCUUUUUUUCUACCAUACUAGGACCCCUCCUCCCCCCAAUUUGGUUUUUGUUUCAUAGGAUCACAGAAUUGAAUCAUGAAGGAACUUUAGAGGCCUCGUAUCUCGACCCAUACUUGUUAGAGAGUCCCUGUAGUGGUAAUAGCUCACAUUUAAAUCUCCCUUUAGAUUUGCAAAGCACUUUACAUGCUUUAUCUAAUUUCAUAUUACAUUCCCAAUAAAUGAUCAUGUACCUAUUACUGGAAGUCCCUUUUAUUCCCCUUGGCCACUCAGCCAAAUUUCCCCAUUCUAAGAGUUACAGAAUCCAGAAAGUCAAGCUCUAUUUUCUGGAUUGGUUCUUCUGUCAUUCUGUCUAUUCCGAGACUGAUUGACCACACACUCCUGCCAUCUUAUUUGUGGGCUGCCAAGGAGAAACUAGACUGAUAGAGUUGACUGUGCUACCGAAUUAGCCCUUUCUAUUUCACUAUAAUAAAAUGAAUAUUUCUGUUCAGAUCAAAAGAGAAGCAUAACAAGAAGGCUGAUGAAUGGUUACAGUCUAAAUGGAAGGUAUAAUGCUUCUUUGAUGAGCCUUGAUAGACUGAAGUGUACUUUGAGGAGAGUACAUUACAGGGAAGAGAGAGAGAGAACAUCAUGACCAGUACCUGCAAUUCUCACUGACAAGACACAGGAACUUCAUGACCGCACAUUUUGACUUUCGCGUGGCAUUGCUAAUAUGAGACGUGUAUAUGUGUUUGUGAGUUGGGUUGGGAGAGUUUUGGGGGGAUGGGAUGAGAAAAAAAUGUGACAGCAUUUAACAAAUCAAACUUGGGAAAGGUUCUCCCCCUCCCCACCAUCAAAAAGAAAAAAAGAAAAAAAAGCAGAUGGUGUUUUGAACACAAACUGUCAUAGCACAUGAAAGCAUAAGAGUUCUGGCCGUUGCCAAGAGUGAAAAAAAAAAACAAGCCGAUUUUCUUUAAUUGCAAAAACUAACUCUCAGUUCUCCCGUGGUCUUAAAAAAAAAAGGGCACUGAGAAAUGUGAGUGCUCUGUGAGAAGGGAUUUGUGUAACAAGCAACUCCAACCACAGAAGUCACAUGGGACGCUUUCUGCUUUGCCACUUUUGAUUGCUUGUCAAGAAGGUUAUACUUUUAGUUCUCCCUGGCCAGCAAGGCUAAGCCAUGUGCGAGCUGGACUGACCUUUGUGCACAAUGUCUUCCCAAAGGCUCAUCCAGCAGAACAACAAUUUGGUGGACUACUGCCCAGGCCCAGCUUAUAGCAUGUACUCUGCACCCACAGGUAGCCCACAAGUGGAUAAUAAAAGGAUCCAAAUGCUGGCAGACACAGUGGCCACUUUGCCCAGGGGGCGAAAGCAGCAUGCUUUGACCAGAUCAAGUUCUCUGGGUGACUUCUCCUGGCCACAGAGGAGGCUGGUUACUGUGGAAAGGCAGGAUAAUGGGACAUUUGGAUUUGAAAUUCAGACUUACCGACUGCCAAACCAAAAUACCUAUUUGGCUGAGAUGUAUACAUACAUCUAUAAAGUGCAAGAGGAAAGUCCAGCUUACCGCUCUGGACUACAGAUUGGUGAUGUCCUUGCUAAUAUCAAUGGAGUUAGCACGGAAGGUUUUACUCACAAGCAAGUGGUUGAAUUGAUAAAAUCUUCAGGAAACAAGUUAAGGCUAGAGACAGUUAAUGGAACCAUGAUUCUUAGAAGGGCAGAGCUUGAAGACAAGCUGCAGGUUCUGAAGAGAACCUUGCAGGGAAAGUGGGAGGAGUUCCAAGCUUUGCAGUUACAGGAACAGCGCCUGCUUCACGGUGAUGCUGUUGACAGCUCAGGGCUGGAAAGUUUGCUCUCCGGAGACUCUUUAGCUGAAAGUUCAUCAGGACUGACUGCUGCUUAUUUGAACCGCCACAACCGCCUUUCCAGUGAAAGCAGCUGUAAGAGCUGGUUGAGCUCCUUGACUGGGGAUAGCGAGGAUGGCUACCAGACUUGCAUGUCCGAGGAUUCCUGUCAGGAAGCCCUGAGCCGGCAGACGAGUAUGGAGGACGAGUGUUUUUUCCUCAAGGAUGGUGACACGACCCUGAGGAAAUCGUCCAGCAGGAGAAACAGGAAUAUCAGUAGUGCCAGCAGCGGUUCCAUGUCCCCCUUGUGGGAGGGCGGCGGCAGCAAUGUCAUCAGCGUGUUCGGGACUCUGCCACGAAAAAGCAGAAGGGGAAGUGUUCGGAAACAACUUUUGAAAUUCAUCCCUGGUCUCCACCGAGCCGUGGAAGAGGAAGAGAGCCGCUUCUGAUGAGGGAGGAGCCCUUUGCAAAAGGGCAGUGACCAAAACGGGCUGGGUGAUCUGAACUUUGGCCUCACCCAGUUAAGGAAAGUGGGGAGGUGGCUUAUGAAACUGACAUGGGACCCCAAGGCAGAAGUGGCCUUUAUUUAAGUGAUUUAUCUGCAUUUUGUUGCUGUUGUUUUUAAAAACCAUUCUAGAACCUACUGAAUUCAGAAGGGGUAUAAAUGCUAGCUCUGCUCCUUAUUGCCUGGGUGACUUUGGCCAAAUCACUUGCCCUUUCUGGACAUUUUACAGAUGAGCAUCUGUAAAAUGAAGGGUUGUCUGGAUGCCUUUGAUUAUAUCACUUAGACAGAUCGUUGUGGAGAGACUUGUUUGAUUAAUGCAUGAGAAGGUGUCUGCCAAAUCUGAUGUUGCCUAUAUAAGGAAAGGAAUAUUUAUUAUCUAGAUUGUCCCUGUGAAAAAUAAGUUUGAGACUUUUAGACUCAGAUUAGAAAGAAAUUAAUGCCUGGAGCAAUAUUGAUUUCUGGAAAUAUCUUUUUUUCCCAUAGGUUGCUUAAUGGGUUUACCUCAUCUUGGUCUUUGCCUAAGACCAAACUGCCAUCUGGAACUGCUUUAAAAUCAAGGAAUUAAAUAUAUAUAUAUAUAUAUAUAUAUAUAUAUAUAUAUAUAUAUAUAUAUAUAUAUAUAUAUAUAUAUUUAAAUGUAUAAAUUAUAGCAGGCAGUGGAGACUAGAAAUUUUCCAUGCUACUGAGGGACAAAUGUAGAAGAGAUCAUUAAAGAUGUGUCAGGCAGAAUUUAGCUUGGGGAUCAGGUUUCUGACAGAGGGGGUUAUCAAGACUUUGAAAUGGGCUUCUGAAAGCGAUUAUCAAUUCUUUCCCUUAGAACCCUUAAAAACAUGAGAUCCUCAUCUCCCAAGGCUAGUUCACAUAUGUUCCUUCUUGAAAAUGGAAUUGAGAUUGGAUGCCUUCACAACAUAUUUAGGUUUUAUAAUGAUUUUGUCUUCAUAAAGCCUGAGAAAUUUGAUCCUAUGAUGAUUUAUAAUGGGGGUGGAGGGGGAGACUUUACAUCUAGGCAUGUUCUUUUUAUAUUCUCCCAUGUUAUAGUGUGCCACUUUGAACAUUCUCAUGUGUUUACUAUCCAGGUACAUAAUCUCUAAGGCUUCAUAGUUCUUAGGAUGCAGGUCAUUAUCAUCUUCACCGCAGAGGAAGCUACCAGAAAUAAUCCUUUAGUUUUUCAAAUAUUACAUAUUUCUUUGGGUAUAGGGAGAAGGAAAAAAGUUGAUUUCUGAGACUAAUGAAUCUACUACCACACAUGAAUAUAUUUAAGGCAAUCCAAAAUUCUGUCAUUCUGGAGAAACUUUGAAACUUUCUAAUUCUCCUAAUGGGAGAAAAACCAGGUAGACUAAAAAAAACCAACAAUCCACCUGAUAAUAUUUAUAAUUAAAAUUAUUUUCCAACUGUGGUAAAGCUUUUCUAAUUUCAUAAUAAUAUAGAAUUUGGGUGAAAGAAAUGUGUAGGUAAAUGAGCUUUCAAUAAAUACCUUUUGAGACUGAUAUGGUGCUUCCAGGUUUUCAUAGGACACUCCCUUCCACUAUUAUGAUUACUGUGAAAGGAAGGAUUUAAACAUACAGGUUUGGCUACUGCAAGGAUGCAUCAUCUUUAGGCUUUUUUUUCUAUUUGGGGAGAAUAUAUAUAUAUAUAUAUAUAUAUAUAUAUAUAUAUAUACAUAUAAAGUUCUGAUAAUUUCUAUUAUCUCUGCUGUCCACAAGCAAGUUUUUUGACCUGUUCAUCUUGAGGGCAAUUGAUAGCCAUAUCUCUUAUCAGUAAAUUAUGCUCAAUAAACAAUAUUUUGAGGGAUGAUACCAAAAA
This is a messenger RNA of Monodelphis domestica (gray short-tailed opossum), 9810 nucleotides long. It is a transcript of the gene CYTIP, whose product is annotated as cytohesin 1 interacting protein. Gene Ontology annotation, biological process: regulation of cell adhesion. Gene Ontology annotation, cellular component: cell cortex. Lineage: Eukaryota; Metazoa; Chordata; Mammalia; Didelphimorphia; Didelphidae. The record is from RefSeq and is a predicted model, not a curated record. Gene Ontology annotation, molecular function: protein binding.